Molecule: messenger RNA, 2179 nt
Organism: Mercenaria mercenaria
Lineage: Eukaryota; Metazoa; Mollusca; Bivalvia; Venerida; Veneridae
Product: zinc finger protein Noc-like
Exons: 2
Coding region: 256-1800 (514 amino acids)
Biological process (GO): negative regulation of DNA-templated transcription
Cellular component (GO): nucleus
Source: RefSeq, a predicted model, not a curated record
AUGUUGAAUGUGACUGUAUGGGCGGCAUAGCGAAGACAAUCUCAAAAGAAAAGGAUGGUAGUUUGAUUGACAGCUGUUCCUGUCUGUGUGAUACAUUACUUCUAUCAAAGUUGUCAGCGAUUAUAAUAUAACGCCAUUUUGUGUAACAAACUUCGUUGUACUGUACAGAACGCUAACGUGUCAUGUUUAUUUCAUAACGUUUUGGACGUUUAACAUUUCAGAAAGUGACUAUAAGACUUGGAUACAUAUGACAAAAUGCCAGUGAUGGAUAGAUAUGAAUCUAUGAAAAUGUUGUCUUCGUCGGCUUCCCAGUACUUGCCGCCGGAUUACUUACAACCUCUGCCAACAACUCUUGAUGCUAAAAAUAGUCCAUUGGCUCUCCUUGCUCAGACGUGUAGCAGCAUUGGUAAGGAUCCACCGCCCAAGUCCAUCAUACCGCCGCUUGAAAAGAAAGAUACAACUGGAAAAUCGUCUCCAUCUGACAGCGAACUGGACACUAAAUCAACCCCGUUAACAGAGAAAGAUGGUCGCAGCUCUUUAAAUGGCCAGAGAACAAGUCGAAGUGACACAAAGGAUAUUUCUAAUUUCUAUCCAAUCUCAACUUCGAGUCCAAAACCGGAAAAAUGUCAUACGGAUGUUCAUAAGACAAAGGAUGAGAGGAAAAUUAGUGAUAAUGACACAAAAUCACCAAAAGCGACUUCAAGACCUAUGUCAUCAUCGUCCUCGUCUUCUGGAUUAAAAUCAAAUAUUGACAGGAUGAGCCCUAAACACAAAACAAAUGAACACACAAAGGAGAUCCGUGAUUCAAAGUAUUCUCCAUCAGUAAAGAGCCAAAGGUUGGACUCUCCAAUUAGACGGGACAAUUCCCCAGGUCAAGAUGUUAAACACCAACAUUCAUUAUAUCCAGGAUUGCCUUAUGGGCCAUUUAGUAUGCCGAAUAUACCUUUCCCAGGAGGGAUGCAACCUUCGGCAGAAGCAAUGGUUGCUGCUGGCUACCCGUAUGGCCUUCCCGGACAUAGUAGUUACAGUCUAGCAUCUGCACAUGCUCUAGCAGCUCACCAGGCUGCUCUGAAAUCCGGAUCCUCAGCGGCAUUGUCCCAGUAUAUGCAGUAUGCUAGAAUGAGAAAUCCGACAGGACCGUCCGCCUGUAAAGACCCUUAUUGUACAAACUGUGUUUCUUCAGCGCCUCCGAACUCACAUUUAUCACAGUGUUCUUCACCCGGUUGUGCCCAGUGCUCACAUGAAAAGACAUUACAAGGAAUAGGUGUGUUUGGACUUCCAGGUUCAAAUCCUCUACAUUCACCAUUCAGUGUGCCUUCUUCAGCAUCUCUUGGACUUACUCAUUUACAUAAUCUGUAUGCUCAAAAUCUUUUGACACAACAAGGACAACAACACGUGUGUAACUGGAUGAUGGGUAGUGACUACUGUGGUAAACGCUUUAAUUCGUCUGAGGAACUUUUACAGCAUCUAAGAACACACACUUCCGGUGGAGAGUCUGCUCUUAGUGCCUACAGCUCACUAGGACUAUCAAUACCACCACCGACGGACUUGCCGCCGGGUCUUUCAGGAUAUUUAGGUUCCAGCGGAAAUAUAAGUCCAGAGACAUUAAGAAGAAUGUAUCCAACUAGUAUUAGUCCGCUAAGCGGAAGUGCUCUUUCAAAUCGCUAUCAUCCCUAUAAAUCGGCAUUGCCGAAUAUGCCGUCUGGAAUUCCGUCACAACAGUCGUUGUCGUCACUGAGUCCCUAUUAUUCACCAUAUAGUUUAUAUGCCCAAAGACUAGGAGCAGCUGCGGUGCCUUAAAAUGGAGACUAGUAAAACUUUAAAAUUGUGAUAAAACCUCUUUUGUGUUUAAUAAAUGAAUUGUUAUAAACUUGAUAUUCAGAGUGCUUUUAACUGAAUGUGCUAUUAACUUUGGAAUAUAUAUAUACAUAAAAAAUGAUUAAUGAUCUCAGAAUGUUUGGAGUAUAAAUCAUUUCACAUGCAACAAAACAUUUAAUUUAUGUUUGUUGUAACAAUUGGUAAUUUUAUUAUUUUAUUACGUGUUGAAUGUUUUAACUUGGCGUUUCAGACUUAAGAAAACAACCCUACUGUGACACGGAUUUUGUUAUUUUCACACUGUUCUUGUAAUAUUUAUUUAUAUUGCACAUGAAUGAUAUUAAAUUAAAAAGUAUAAAAUGUG